Misgurnus anguillicaudatus (oriental weatherfish) is the source of this 1458-nucleotide messenger RNA. RefSeq names its product poly(A) binding protein interacting protein 2B (gene paip2b). Gene Ontology annotation, cellular component: cytoplasm. Gene Ontology annotation, biological process: negative regulation of translational initiation. The record is from RefSeq and is a predicted model, not a curated record. Gene Ontology annotation, molecular function: mRNA regulatory element binding translation repressor activity. NCBI's taxonomy places the organism in Eukaryota, Metazoa, Chordata, Actinopteri, Cypriniformes, Cobitidae.
UAUAAGAACAUUUACAACUGCUCUAAUGUUUCAUAAUAAGUACUAAAACAUUAGUUUUGUUUUUCUUUACCGAGUCUGUGGCGCUUUUUACGCACGCCAAGUUAAAAGUCCGGUAAAAAAAUAAGAUUUACAACCCUAACACAAUCAUUCAUACAGUUCACUUCUUUAAAUUUUUAAGACAUUUAUAACAUAUUUUUAAAACACGAUUUAACAUAAUAUAAAAUGCAGCACGUGGGUGCCGACCUCUUGUAAUAUUGAAGAUGACCGACAGAAGGCGCGCGCGACAUGUUUGUUUGAAAGGCCCACAUGAGCGCUCUGACGUAGUGUUGAAAUUUGGCCAGGUAACGGUGUUGCUGCAAAUAGGAAAAUUACCUCUUUUAGUCGACAUAUUUGGCCAUAGAUUGGAGGUACAGAAGCGUUACGAUGCCCGAACCUGCUGAUAUUAACAGUCCGGAGGUAGCAAAGACGCCAGGAGGAGGCAGUGGACAAGGGAAAGAUGAGAACGUUGUAAAUGGACACAAGGAGGGGGAUGCCAAUCCGUUUGCAGAGUACAUGUGGAUGGAGAAUGAAGAGGAGUACAAUAGACAGGUGGAGGAGGAGCUUUUGGAGCAGGAGUUUCUUGAGCGCUGUUUCCAAGAGAUGUUAGAGGAGGAAGAUCAGGAUUGGUUCAUUCCCGCCAGAGACCUUGCCCCUGGAGUGGGACAAAUCCAACAGCAGCUCAGUGGGCUGUCGGUCAGCGACGGAAACGCAGAAGACAUUGCGCGCAAGAGCAGCUUGAAUCCAGAGGCCAAGGAGUUUGUUCCAGGGGUGAAAUACUAGAGACCCUCCAGUCAGGGGCUCCUUUAUAAAGACUUUAUGUGACCUCUAGUUGCCAGAGGUCACCCUCACACAUACUUCAAUCUUACUGGGGUUGUGUGGGGCUUGAUGGGGUGGGGCUUGUGGGUGGGGGGUGCUGGAUGCUCUUCUAUAAGCUUUUUAUUUCCGUCUGUCUCCAUGUAUAACGUGUAGGCGGGUUACUCAGUGUAAUGUUCCUAUUGGACCGCUGCAGAUUGUGACUAGUUCUCCUGGAAGAUCUUUGUAUUAAUCUCAGAGGAACAGUUAUGUGAUUUCCACUAUUGUGAUAGUGACUAGCAGUUUGUCCCCGUGUCAUUGCCAUUUUCUUUUUUUUCUGUCUUUUAUUUUCUGUAAAGAAAAGUUUGAAGGGGAGGUUUGUGUGUCAUGAGAGUGGGAGGGGCAAAGGGCUGGGUCAGAGGAAACCUGACAGUAAAUGGACAGUUGACAGGUGGACCAUUCAGCGAUGGACAGAACUGGUGGCAGCUGACAAACGUCGAGGGAUUUCACAGAAACAUUUUUUUUUUCAGUUUUUUCUCCUUUCUCCGUUGAAGUUCUGUCACAGUGUGCAACAUGCAUUUACAAAAAGGAAAAAAAUCUAAUAAAACGAGCAGGUUCCCUCCUGGA